Molecule: messenger RNA, 2730 nt
Organism: Candidula unifasciata
Lineage: Eukaryota; Metazoa; Mollusca; Gastropoda; Stylommatophora; Geomitridae
Source: the annotation of a GenBank genome assembly
AUGGCAUCAGAACAGAGACGGUUGAAAGAAGACAAAGUCAGAAGCAAGGCGUGGAAGAAAUGGGGACCUUAUCUUGCCGAGAGACAAUGGGCCACAGUAAGAGAGGAUUACUCCAGUGACGGCAAUUGCUGGGAGUAUUUCCCUCAUGAUGUUGCCAGAUCUAGGGCCUACAGAUGGGGUGAGGAUGGUCUGCUGGGCAUCACUGACUACCAGUGCAGGCUGUGUCUGGCCAUGUGUCUGUGGAAUGAGAAAGAUCCAAUAUUGAAGGAGAGGCUGUUUGGGCUUACGGGCAGUGAGGGAAACCACGGUGAAGAUGUCAAGGAGUUGUACUAUUAUCUGGACAGCACACCCACCCACUCCUACAUGUCAGCACUGUACAAAUAUCCACACGACACCUAUCCUUAUGAUCAUUUGGUGGCAGAAAACAGGUACAGAACAAAACAGCAACCAGAGUAUGAGCUUCUCGACACAGGCGUGUUUGAUGAUGGCAAGUACUGGGAUGUCAGAGCAGAAUUCUGCAAAUCCAAGCCUGAAGACAUUUUGGUUAAAUAUAUAAUAUCAAAUAGAGGCUCGGAGACGGCCAGAAUCCAUGUUUUACCAACACUUUGGUUCCGCAACAUGUGGUCUUGGGGGGAAGACUGUGAUGCAUAUGUUGAUCCCAAACCAAGUCUGCACCAGUCUGCCCCAGGCCAUGUAGAUGUAGAACAUCAAUCAUUAGGUAGUUAUGUUUUUGAGGUGGAUGUAGAUCAGAAUGGACAGAAGCCGGACAUACUGUUUACUGAAAAUGAAACUAACUGCAAACGUGUAUUUCAUCAACCCAAUUCUAGUCCUUAUGUAAAAGAUGGUUUCCAUAGACUUUUGCUGUUCGGUGAACAAUUUGCCGUCAAUCCAGACAAAAAGGGCACAAAAUGUGCACCACAUUAUAUUCUAGAAAUUCCAGGGGGAGAGGAAUUUGUAAUCAAAGCUCGCUUGUUUGAGAAAUCACAGGGACCUGAUCCGGAACACAUGUUCUCAAAAGAAGGAUUUGAUGAUGUGUUUUCUCUCAGGAAACGGGAAGCUGAUGAGUUUUAUGAUCAGGUGAUUGUCUGCGAAGACCCCCAACAAGUCAUGGUCACCAGACAAGCCUAUGCCGGCCUGCUCUGGAGUAAGCAGUUCUACCACUACGUCGUUUCGGAAUGGCUGGACGGACAUGAGAACGUAGUUCCCUCACCAUUAGCACAUUCCAGGAUGCGUAACUCUGACUGGAGACACUUAUACAACAAGGAAAUCAUCAGCAUGCCUGACAAGUGGGAGUAUCCCUGGUAUGCUUGCUGGGAUCUAGCUUUUCACAUGCUGCCCUUUGCCAGCAUUGACCUCGAGUUCUGCAAGAAUCAAAUGCUUUUGUUCCUAAGAGAGUGGUACAUGCAUCCAAAUGGCCAGAUUCCAGCUUAUGAGUUUGCUUUUGGAGACGUGAACCCUCCAGUCCAUGCUUAUGCUGUGUUGAAGAUUUACAAAGCCUCAGGAGAUAGCCCUGCUAGACGGGACCAGGUAUUUCUAGCACGAUGCUUUCAGAAACUGGUUCUGAAUUUUACAUGGUGGGUUAAUCGCAAAGAUCCAGAUGGCCUAAACAUUUUUGAGGGAGGAUUCCUUGGUCUUGAUAACAUUGGAGUCUUUGAUAGAUCCAAACCCUUACCUACAGGUGGAAAGCUAGCGCAAGCAGAUGGUACAGCCUGGAUGGCUUUCUUCUGUGAACUGAUGGUGGAGAUUAGUCUGAUCCUGGCCCAGAGGGAUCAGAUCUACGAAGACAUGGCCAGCAAGUUCUUUGAACACUUUAUUUACAUUAUGGAUGCCAUCAACUUUGGAGUGGCACAUCUUUGGGAUGAAGAAGAUGGAUUUUAUUAUGAUAGCAUUAUUUUUGAAGACCAUCAGAUACCUUUGAAGAUUAGAUCCAUGGUGGGAAUGGUACCGUUGUUUUCAUCUUUGGUACUGUGGGACUCAGAAGCAAAGCAGCAUCCUGGCUUUUACCAAAGAACACAGUGGUUUCUCAACAAAAGAAAGGGAUUGGCUUCCAAGACGCAAAUUCUCCAUAGAGCACAGUCACCAAACAAAAACGAGGAAUCAAAUGAGCAAGCAAUUAUGUUGUCGCUAGUCACUCGGGAUCAGCUGAUCAGGAUCCUCACUUACUUACUUGAUGAGGAGGAGUUCCUUUCUCCUUACGGCAUUCGCUCCCUUUCAAAGUACCAUGAGAAGAACCCGUUCACUUUCACUGUGGAAGACUACACGUACACAGUGAGGUAUGACCCAGCAGAGUCUCUCUCUGAUAUGUUUGGAGGAAACAGCAACUGGAGGGGACCUAUCUGGUUGCCAAUGAAUUAUAUGUUGAUUGAAAACUUGGAGCGAUACGAUACAUUCUUCGGAGACACUCUGAAAGUGGAGUGCCCUACAGGGUCAGGCAAUCUGUUGCGAUUGGGAGAGGUGGCCAGGGAGUUGUCUCUCAGACUUUCCAAAGUGUUCUUGCCUGGAGAAGAUGGUCACAGGCCUUGCCACGGUGGUGAUCCCAAAUAUGCAACUGAUCCCCAUUGGAAAGAUUUGAUUUUAUUCUACGAAUACUUUCACGGAGAAACAGGGAGAGGAUGUGGGGCCAGUCACCAGACUGGUUGGUCCGCAUUAGUUGUCAACUUCCUACGCUAUGUGAACUAUCAUCCAAUGAUUGUUGACCAUGCAAGUGCAAUGAUCAAUGUUCAGCCCUGA